This is a messenger RNA of Anopheles darlingi, 2853 nucleotides long. RefSeq names its product transcription factor SOX-1 (gene SoxN). The transcript has a single exon. The coding region runs from base 1013 to 2836 and encodes 607 amino acids. Gene Ontology annotation, biological process: anatomical structure morphogenesis; cell differentiation; positive regulation of transcription by RNA polymerase II. Gene Ontology annotation, molecular function: DNA-binding transcription factor activity, RNA polymerase II-specific; RNA polymerase II cis-regulatory region sequence-specific DNA binding. The record is from RefSeq and is a predicted model, not a curated record. NCBI's taxonomy places the organism in Eukaryota, Metazoa, Arthropoda, Insecta, Diptera, Culicidae.
CAGCUCGCAUGUGUUUCGUAAUUCCGCAUCGCGUGCACCGUGGGUUGUCGUCGUCGUCGUUCUCGUUGACGUUAUCGCCGUGGUGUGGUGUACCGUGUUCGGUUUUUAGGAAAAAGGGGUCGCAUUGGAUAGGCUAGUGACCGCAGCAUAUUUAGGACCCCCAGGCUCACUGUUUUCGUGCUAAUUUAACCGUUCCAGCACGUGGUGAUACGCAAUCGAUCGAGUGUUCAUCGACGAUUCUUGUUCUCGUGCGACCAUAGCCAUCUGUGUGUUCAGGUCUCGAGACUAGCCUGCUCCGUUUGCAGGCACACAGGAGCUUCAGGUGUGUGUCCGUUUGUGUUUGUGGAUGCGUGUGCGUGUUGAAGGUUCUAUCAGGAGUCUAAAGUGUUCCCUGUCGUAAACUAAAGCAGCAAACUGCCUCUUGUGGUUCCGUUAUCAUGCUUCCCGGUGGUGCAAGAGGGAGCGAUCGAUGAUAGCUUGUCUGUGUGCGUGUGUGCGGUUUGUGAAAAAACGAAUGAUCCUUCUGCUCCUUGAGUGCAGAGUAAAGCGAUCAUCUUGAUCGUGCUCGAUCGGUGUGCCAAAUUUGAUCAAUUAUUAUCUCGAGCGCAGAGCCAGAGGUCGAUGUGUAUGAGAAAGGUCUGGUCUCGUAGUUUAUGUGGCAAAUGAGUUGUACUCCUCCUUCGCUUUGUAUCGUGUCUGUGCGUCGUCGUGUGUGUUUAUAUGUAUUGCUGUUGUUGCGUGUGUUGAUCGUGUGAAGCAAUAACGAGUUACAAUAAAAUUUCCCAAACUGUUCGCCCACAGACAGAGUGGUGCUGGUGGUGGUUACACGUUUGAGCCAACGGGCGGCAGCGGCAUCGUUCCCUUGGCCGCAGCGACCGCAACUGUGAUCGAAAGCAGCAGCAGCAGUAGCCGUAACUACGUUGGCAUUGCUGGUGACAGUAGCGAAGGUGGUGGCCACUUCGAGUACUUGUUCGCCGACAACAACACUAGCGGCAGGGACAACACCACCACCAUGUUGACCAUGGAGUCCGACAUGAAGGGGGGAGGCAUUCUGCAUGCCACGAUGCCCCCGCACCAUCCAUCUUCGCUGCAUGGCCACACGACCUCACCGUACGGGGCGCUCGGUUCCCUCAGCAUGAUGAACAUAGGACAAUCACAGUUUUCAUCGCACCAAACCGGCAGCCAGCAGCAUCACCUACUCGGUGGCAACACCGGAACCGGUGGCCAUCAGCAGCAACAGCAGCAGCAACAACAGCAGCAGCAACAGCAACACCACCUGUCCCAUACCCUCAACAGUAGCAAUAGCAGCAGCAAUGCGAACAACAGCAGCGGCUACGGUCUUGAUAGUAGCCCCCUGCAGCAAUCCGUCUCGGGGCUUAGUCCGACCGGUGGAAUGGGCCACUCGCAGCACAACUCACCAACCGGUGGCCUAUCGGGUGCGGGACAACAUCACAUUACGGCUAGCGGGGGGCAUCAUCACCAUCACCAUCACGGUGGUGGUGGCGGCGGAGGGUUGUUGGGUGUCAACCACAACAACAACAACACGAGCAAAGCGGCCCAACAGAAUGCCGAUCGAGUGAAGCGACCGAUGAAUGCGUUCAUGGUGUGGUCCCGUGGCCAGCGCCGGAAGAUGGCCUCAGACAAUCCGAAGAUGCACAACUCGGAGAUCUCGAAACGUCUCGGUGCUCAGUGGAAGGACCUUUCGGAGACGGAGAAGCGUCCGUUCAUCGAUGAGGCGAAGCGAUUGCGUGCGGUUCACAUGAAGGAACAUCCGGACUACAAAUAUCGGCCACGCCGUAAGACGAAGACACUGACGAAGACGAAGGAAAAGUAUCCUCUUGGUGUAGGAUCCCUGCUUGGUGCUGGUGCUGGUGGCGGUGGCGGUGCCGGAAAUGGAGUUGGUGGUCAAGGAGUGGACGGUAGCGGAGGUGGAAUGCUGCGUACCGGAUCGUCUACGACGUUGGCCGCACAGCAGGCGGCAGCAGCCGCAGCCGCUGCAGCAGCAGCGGCCGCCAACCGUGAUAUGUACCACCAGAUGCCUCCGAACGGUUACAUGCCAAACGGGUACACGAUGAUGCAUCAUGAUCCGUCCUCGGCCGCGGCCUAUCAAUCCCAGCAACACUACAUGAGCAAUUACCAUCAUCACCAUCGGUACGAUAUGGGACAGAUGGCGGCGGCCGCGGCCGUCUCCGGUACGGGAUCACUCAACAGCUACAUGAACGCUACCGGAUACGGUAGUAUGUACGGUGGAAGUGGCGGCGGUGGUGGUGGGACGGUAGCCGGUGGUCAAACGUCACCGUACGGUGGCAGUGUCGGAGGAGGUCUACAGCAACCGGGAUCCCCGUACAGUACGACAAUCCAGCAGCAACCCGGCUCACCGUACGGUCUUAACCAUCAGCCCGGAAGUGCACUGUCCUGCCAAAGCCACAGUCCCAGCGAUUCGAGCGUCAAAUCGGAACCCGUCUCACCGAGCCCGAUCGCAACGGCCACAAACAACAACAUCAUGAGCUCGAUGAAACGCGAAUACGUCGGCAGCGGCGUCGUCGGUCACCAAUCGCAGUCGGCGGCGACCGAUCUUAGCCAUCUCAUCAACAUGUACCACGUGCCCGAUAUGCAGCAAACGGCUGGCGAUCUGCAGCAGCAUCAUCGUAAUCAGCUGAUGCAGCACUAUCAUCAGCAGCAGCACAAUGCGAGUGUAUCGCCUGAUCUGCAAGCACAGCAUCAACAUCUACACCAGCAGCACCAGCAGCAGCAGCAUCAGCACCAACAGCAGCAGCAGCAACAGCAACAACAGCAGCAGGUCCUGCGAACAAUGGCACCCAUUUCACACAUGUGAGAUUUGGCUACAACGGC